AUGAACCUAUACACACCAUCCAAUGGACUGUUUGAAACCCAUGUCACAUGGAAAGAUGUUGAAGAAGAUAUGCAACGGGCAUUCGAAACUGAAGCAUUCUUUGGUCCCUGUAAAAGUGCAACGAACAUAGGAGAGGGCAACGGUUAUCUGUCAAGAAUUGUCCUUAUUGAACCAGACUGGCAACAAAAAGACAGGGAACUCCCUGAAAGAUUCGUCAUUGUAUGUCAACUUGCGAUGAAGAAAUUCACAGCAGAACUAACAGAAGGAACAAACGUUGAGGAUUGUUUCGGUUCAUCGAAGUUCGCGAUUACAUGGGAGAACGUUCAGAAGAGGCUUCACAAUGCAGAAGUAACCAUAUACGACUACUUGAAAAAACUUCCGAAGGGAGAAAUUCCGUGCGGAGAGUUUUACUUUGCCAGAAAAUUCUCGGAAAAUAAUCCUCUCAAAGGAUAUCUGGGCAUGGAGUACUUAGACAACACAAAACCAGUGCAUCUCUUCGAGAAUGUUCCUCUGAAGGCUAUAAAGCAGAUCCUCCGUGCAGUAGCUUCUCUGCAAGCUCUUUCACUUAAUUUUACACCGGAAGAGAAGAAUCGUUUCACAACAACUCCUUUCACAGAAAUGUUCGCGCAUUUCUAUACAGAUGAGGUAACAGAAAGCUUCAUGAAGAUGUUUCGAGAUUUCGAAGACGGAACAUUUGCGGAAAAAGUUGACAAACUACAAGAGAUCAUACCGGAUUUGAUGGAUCUAUCUGCAAUGGAUCAACUACCUGAUGAGAUGGGAAUGGAACGAGUGCUGUGUCAUGGAGACAUGUGGUCAAUGAAUAUUCUCUGGAGGGAAAGUGGAAAGGACCUGAACGUGGCUGCAGUGAUAGACUUUCAGGCUAGCCAUAUGGGUUGCGCAGCGACCGACCUCGCACGUUUGUUCGCUUCCUGUUUAAGUGGGAAAGACCGACGAGAACACUGGGAGGAACUUGCCGAGGAAUUUUAUGAAUUCUUAAAAGAGAGGAUUGGGGACAAAAAGAUGCCUUACACACUUGAACAGCUCAAAGAGUCUUAUCGACGAGCGUUCCCAUUAUUUGCGUUUAUGAUAGUGCCUUUUGUUGGAACUCUGUUCGAAUCGCAAUGUAGGGAUUCUGAAAAAGAGAAGUUUUUGGACAUCGCAAAAGAAAAGAUCGAAUGCCUCCUGGAUGACCUACUGGACCUCCACGAGCGAAACGUGAAGUUGAAAAAAACUAAGUCAACGUAA
Messenger RNA from Necator americanus (New World hookworm), 1245 nucleotides. RefSeq lists its product as uncharacterized. The transcript is spliced from 11 exons. Bases 1 to 1245 code for a protein of 414 amino acids. The record is from RefSeq and is a predicted model, not a curated record. NCBI's taxonomy places the organism in Eukaryota, Metazoa, Nematoda, Chromadorea, Rhabditida, Ancylostomatidae.